Molecule: messenger RNA, 2383 nt
Organism: Neodiprion virginianus
Lineage: Eukaryota; Metazoa; Arthropoda; Insecta; Hymenoptera; Diprionidae
Exons: 2
Coding region: 583-1836 (417 amino acids)
Source: RefSeq, a predicted model, not a curated record
AGCUUUCGCAGAAACGGUCGGAGCUUGCAGUCGAGCGUGACUCGGCAUGCGGAGCGUUGCUAGUUUGCAAUAUUUUUUUCAUAUUUUUUCGCCUCUCCCCGGCGAAUGACGCAGUCUCUCCUAGAUCGAGGUAAAGUAAGCGGUUGGUCCUUAUCCGUCAGCGAGAUGAGUUGUAAACUUUUACGGAACCGCGAAUUAGUUAAUUGCUCCAAGGUGCUGACCAAAUUGUUACUCCGAUAAUUGAUGAGAUUUUCAUAUUGCUGAAACGGUUCGCAGAGCUCUCUGUUUGGAAACAAGUGUAAACUUUUGGAGGUGAAAGGAAAGUAAAAAAAGAAAGAGAAAAAGAAAAAACCAAAUGAAAAUGCCGAAGCAGGUGUAUCUGGCAAGCUAUUCACGUUUGGAAUUAGAACGGAGUUAAAAUUGGAGAGAAAAUGAUUUCGCUCCGAGUGCAGUAACCAGUGUUGUUACCUGCUUGUCGUAACAUUGUAUAAAUCGGCUAGAGAGCGGUGUACCUACCAUUCGUACAGUAUCAAGUAAGUCGGAGCGUUCGAUCGGCCCGCAAAGAAGCAAACCGUGAUAAUCAUGAGCAAGUCGUCGGAAGAAGCCGGUGCCAACGGACCUCCGCAGGACGGAUCGGGGGAAAACGGUGGCCAGAAAGACGCGAACGGUAUUUAUGAAAACCGUGCGGGGACGAAGAAGAUAGUUCGCGUGGUCACGGUAAUGGCCUACGUAUUUUCCGUGAGUUUUACCGCGAUUCUUUUGAGUGCCUAUUACGUGUUCAUCUGGGAGCCACCGAACCCGAAAAUGAUACAGCGAAGCCGACUGGUCAGCGAUUCUCACAUCUAUCUGACCCAUUAUUUGCCAGAUUCGCGAGAGAACUCUUCGGAGGGGGAGCCGCUGGCGGCCACAAAAAUCGACGAUGAUCUGGGGGAGAAGUUGAAUCUCUUCGAGAGAAUAACUUUGCGGAAGGGACGUCAGAUGCGAUCCGACGACGGUUCGCAAAGGAGGCCCAAUUUCGACGAUAGAGACAACUUCGUAGGAUUAAAAUAUUCCACCACCCCCCUCGCCGACCUACGAGGCGACGUUUCGUUAUCCUCCGUUUAUCUCGCGACGACUGCUUCGCCGGCGGGUGAUUUGUCUUUGCUGGAAACCAGCGGAACAUCGUCAAGAAAAACGGAGCCAGGCGAGAAUUCAUCGCCAACCGAAUUCGACGCACCCAAUCGAGCUACGUCCGUAAAAGUCCGUGUAACGACGGCCUAUUCUCGAGCAUCCGUUUACGCGAAGCCAACUCCCGGAGACUCGGGCGUGCCCCGCGACGAGCUCGAGGACGAUGUGGAAGAAGGGAAGAAAUCCAGCAAUCUUCGCCGAAUUGCAAAUGAGACGGCACGGGAAUCCGGCGGUGAGGGCAAAAGCGACAUACCUGAGCGGUUACCCGGAAUCACGUUCUUCGCCACGGAUGAAACCAACCUCUCGACGCCCCGACCAGACGCUUCGUCGAAACCAUCCGCACCAUCGGCGGUGGAUCUGAGAGGAAUCAUUUAUGCGGGAUUACGUUCGAAAGUUGGAAACUAUUCUCAUUUCGAAGUCCGACCCGGCGGUACGGUGAAGGGUAACGGAGACGCGAUUGGAGACGAGAGAAGGGGGACGGAGGCGGCGACACCGGGCAUGCCGUCAGUGUCCAACUUGGACGAGAAUUUCUACGAUGAGAUUUUGGAAGAGCGCGACGAUCGGCCAGCGUUGAAGAAGGACGGAGACGAUGCGUCGACCACCCUCUCCAAGGAUCAGCAAUUUUAUGCAGGGAGAAACGCGAGGGAUCGCAUCCUUAAGCGGAAAUGAGUGAUACGGCGACAAGGACCUCGUGAAUUCAGUUACGGGCAAUUAUAUUAUUCGUCUUCGUGCGAUGACCGACGCAAUUAUACCCGCGUGUAGGUACACACACGCGUACAUGUACAUGCGUGUGCGCGUGUGCGGCAAUUCGAACCGAACAAGAGGCAUGCCGGAUUCGUUGUCUUGCGUAACAUAUUUUUAGAAUUCAAAUCUCAUAGAGUUGUAAGUCUGGAAUUGUCACGGCGAUAGUCCUUCCAUAUUAUCGUAUUACUCAUAUUAUGUGUAACAUUUCACGAUUAUAAUCCACAGGUGUAUUCGUAUUUAUUCACAGAUAUCUAUGAAUAUACGCACUGAUGGAUUUGAAAAAGUUUACACCUUGAUGAAUACAGUUUAUUUAUAGAUGUUAUUAUUCUACGGUGUGAUAAUAUUAAUACAUCUCUACUAAUGUUAUACAGAGGUAAAAUUGUUUGUGUGUAUGCAGGGGGUAAUCUCUGGAACUACCGAACCGAUAUUGACAACCCUUUCGCCAAUAAAAAGCUAAAUUAUCCCUGAGCAA